UUUUAUUUAUAAAUUAACAAUUGAAUUUUUCAAGUGUUGGACAAAUUUUUUUGUUUAAAUAAUGGACUUUUAUAUCGAUUGGAAAUUAUGUUUUAUCGUCCUGGGUGCAUUGGCACAAUUUUCGAUUGCAGCUCCGAACGACUAUGAUUUUUUAUUAUUUGCCCAACAAUGGCCAAUGACAACGUGCAUCCAAAAUGGAAGACAACGGAAUAAUUGUAAUAUUCCCCAUAAUGAUUGGACGGUGCAUGGAAUUUGGCCAUCAAAAAAUGUGCCGGAAAGAGGUCCUGAAGAUUGUGAUAAUAGCAAUCGACUUAGAGUGCAAAAUUUGGCAAAUAUACGACCACAACUUGAAACAAGAUGGUUAAAUGUUCUCAAUAAUAAUGCAGAGGGUUUUUGGAGUUGGGAAUGGAAAAACCACGGAACAUGUUCAUUGGAUUUGCCAGCACUGAAUUCGCAAAAUAAAUAUUUUAGUCAAGGAUUAACGUGGAACAAUGAUUACGUGAUUGGAACUAUUCUUAAUAAUGGUAAUAUUAGACCUGGAGGAAUUUAUACUUUGCAGAAUAUUCAACGUGCUCUUAGAGCAGGUUUAAAUAAUGUUACACCACAAGUCUCCUGUUUUAGGGAUAAGAGUGGAACAAGACAAUUCUUACAUGAAAUAAGAAUUUGUCUUAGUAAAAGUUUACAAUUAAUUAACUGUGCUGGACACGUGUCGGAGACAAAUUGCAAUCGUCGAUUGGAUAUCGAAUAUCCCGCAUGAUUAAGACUGCCAAUAAUUUAAAUCUUUCGAUUUCUUGUUUCCAUUUCUAUUCAAAUUAUAAGAAGAAAAUAUCAACGAGAAGAUUAAUUUUUUUUGAAACAAGUAAUUUUUUUUACCUUAUUUAUAUUUAUUUAAAGAAAUUGAAGAAACAAUGUUAAGCAUAGCAAUAAAAAAAAAAUAUGAAAGUACAUUAUUAAUACCUAAAAAUCUUAA
This is a messenger RNA of Leptopilina heterotoma, 970 nucleotides long. RefSeq names its product ribonuclease Oy-like. NCBI's taxonomy places the organism in Eukaryota, Metazoa, Arthropoda, Insecta, Hymenoptera, Figitidae. The transcript has 3 exons. Gene Ontology annotation, molecular function: ribonuclease T2 activity; RNA binding. Gene Ontology annotation, biological process: RNA catabolic process. The record is from RefSeq and is a predicted model, not a curated record. Bases 62 to 757 code for a protein of 231 amino acids. Gene Ontology annotation, cellular component: extracellular region.